GUCUGAAUACGGUAGUUGCUCAAAGUGAAAGCUACAGAAACGACAAAUUCAGGAGAGCCUUAGGAUGGGAUCUUUCCACAACAGCCAGAACAUUAACUCCACUCUUUCAGAGACAAAACUUCACUCCUGGAGACAAAUUGUCUGUUGGAUCAUAGACAGUACCUGGAAAAAACUUCAGAGUCCAUUGUUCACUGCAGGAGUCGUGACAUUAUUAUUGAGUUCAUUGUUUAUCAGAGGACCUUACACAUGGGUACAAUAUUUUCUAAAGUGGCCAUUUAGGGUAAGAAACAGAAAGAACAUUGCAAUUGGUCCUUUAACUGAUCUUUUGGAAUACGGAAGAAUUGAAUGGAAGGGAGGUACCACUCAAGCUGAACAAAUGAGAAAGGCUUACGAGGAUAUUUAUUUGGUGCACAACAUGAAAAACUUGCGAAAAAUCAGAGGAGAUAACUAUUGUGCAUUGAGGGCAGUUUUAUUUCAGAUUCUCAGCCAGGGUUUGCCUCUUCCACCAUGGAUAAGAGAACAGGAUGUAACUAAGAUUCCUGAAAGAGUAUUUACACAAGGCUGCAACUGGGUACAGCAGUACAGUUUUGGUCCUGAGAAAUACACUGGGAAUAAUGUGUUUGGAAAAUUACGCAAGUACCUGGAAUUUCUUAAAAUGCAGUGGACCAACAUUCAUGAAAUUAAAGACCAAGGGAAAAGAAUAGAAAUAUGUAUGAAAUUAUUCAGUGAGCAGGAGAAUGAAUACAAGAUGUUUGAAGCCAUGAAAUUUCUUAUGUUGUUUGUUGUGGUUGAGCUUUAUGACAACAUGAAAAAUGGAGAAGAUGUUCCCAGCUUUUGUUUGUUUCUCUUCGCUCGUGAUUCUUCACCUGAUCCUUUAAGUUUCAUGUUGAACCACCUCAACUGUGUGGGUGACACUGGUGGACUGGAGCAGAUUGAAAUGUUCCUCCUUGGAUUCACACUCAGUUUGAAGAUCAGAACCUUCAGAAUGUAUAAAUACGGCACUGAAGAAUUUGAAUCUUGUUAUCCUGUAAGUUGCCAUAGAGAAUGGCACGAAGUUCUUCUUCUGACGGAGGAUGACCGACAUUAUAAUGUUCCUAUUGCCUGGAGCUGAAUUAUGUUAGUGAGAUUUCAAGGAAACAUUUUAUCCCAAUGUAAAUGCCUCGGAUAUUUAUAUUGGCUUAAUGUUAUGAUGGCUAUACAAACCUUGUAGCAGCAAAGUAUUACUUACAUUUUGUAUUUUCACACUUUUUUUGGAUGAAUUUGUAAUUUUGCCAAAUGCUACAAGCCUGAAGGUGUCCUGUAAGAUGCAAAUCUUUAUCUCAAGAAUGAAAAACUCAAACUAGUAAGCAAAAAUAACACAUUUUAUAAUGACUGAACCAGUUGAAGUUUUAAAUCUCUCUCGCUGCCAUAAAUUUUCCAAGUUUCUGCACACUAAUAACUAAUUAAGUUACUUAACCUGCUCCACCAAUAUUUUAUCCGUGUAGGGUGAGGCUCACAUCAUGUGAAAAGCCUGACUCUGAAGGUUGAAAUCAGGUGUACCUCCUCGUGGAUCUCUGGGGCAUCAGAGGUGGUGCCAAGUCAUAUUUGCCUCCUCUCCUCUCCUCUCAAAUCCAGCUGCCACUCAUGUCACCAGGCCUUGGACUCCUCUUUGUUGAUGCUGGCUGUAGUUGCAGCUGUUAUCACUGCUCCUACCGACUGCCAGAGUUUGCUGGCCAAUCAGAUGAGCUGGAGCAAUUUUCCAAAGUGGGAUUUCCUCAUGAGUCAGUGUCUUGACUGAUAUCAAUUAAAUUGAUCCAGGGAGCCAGUCAGGAUUGUGGGCAUGUUUGCUCCCAAGUAAUUGGCUAGGGAUCGGAAAUCAUAGCACCCUAAAAUACCUGAAUUAUUGUAACUUUUUAUUGGCCAGCCUAACAUCAUUACAGGAGCACCAUUACUACAAGCAGUGAUUCAAAGGGAAGGCUUAUCAUUUUCUCUCCGAAGAUUUAGAAUGCGAAAUGAGAGAGGGCAAGUUAGCUCAAACAAAAGAAUAUCUUGUGGCGUUGACACUUAAUGUAUCUUCCUGCUUCCAUGUGAUAUCCUACUCCUAAGGUUGACCAUUAAUUUCGGUAAAGCUGCAUACAACAUUCUCAGUUUAAUAUUUCAUCCAGUACUUUGCAUUUCAAAUUACUUAGCACUCCCAGUGAUGCAUUGAAAUUUCAGCUUUUACACAUUAUAUUCUAGGUCCUUUGCAUGUAUCCUAAAUUAACGUCUUUAUACCUCUGAAUAGAAUGCAACCACUUGGACAAACUAAGUUCCAAAGGCAUGGUUUUACUUUGGAUGGCAGAAUUUCUGCACCACCACCUGAAGUGCUGGGAGCAAACAGUUUCCCCACUGACCACAGCAGUCUUGUAAUUAUUGAAGGCUCCAAGGAGCAUUAAUUAUAUGGGAGGCAAUGGCCUAGUGGUAUUAUCACUGGACUAUUAAUCCAGAGACCAGGAUAGCAUUCUGGGGACCAGGGUUGAAAUCUUACCACAGCAGAUUCCAGUGGAAUUUCACUUCAAUAAAAAUAUCUGGAUUAAGGAUCUAAUGAUGACCUAAAGUUGGGGUUGAACAAUAAAUGCUAGUCAGUGACAUCCUCAACCUGUUAAUGGAAAAAAAGUUGACAUAGGCAGAAUAGCCCAACCUUGCUCUUAAUUCAUAUGUUUGUAUAUUUAUCCUUUGAGAAAGCUAGGAAGGAGCAAUAAAAAUGGCCAAGAAAUCCUGGACUCCAAGACCGAGUAAGUACUCAGGUCUUGCAGUAGGUACUGGUGGUGAGGUUUGGCUCCAGGAUGGUGGGAAAAGAUGGAUGGGAGGUCUUCAUGGAUUAGCUGGGGGAGGAAGCAUCUGUGGAAACAUAUUAUGGGGCAUCCAGUAUUUAAAAAAAUCCCUUCAUUCAAGGCCCACGCAGACUGACCUACUAUACUCCUGAACUCAUUCUAUGUGGGCCUCAAAAUUGAGGUUAGCCAGGAAGCAGCCCACUUGGGGCAAGAAUUAGUGAGCCUUAAAUAACCUCUCCGCACUUGUAAAAUUGUGGACAGGCUGGAGGCACGAAUGAGAGCCAGUCAUGAAAUUUUGGGUGUCCUUCUUCUCAAUAAGGGUCUAUAAAGUUCUGCCCUAAUGCUUAUUUUUAGUCUUAGUUUUCAGUGCUGUUGAUCUGAUCAGUUGGAAAUCUGUGACAACUACAUCAUAUUUUCUUUCUGUAUUUAAAACUUAGCACCAACAAUCCUUUACCAUUGAGGCAUUGCUCAUUUAUUUUGCAUCAUACUUGACAGUGGUUCAAUACACAAGACAGUGACAUAAAUAAUUUUGUACUUUGAUGAAAUGACUGAUUGUAAAACAGAAUUGUGUUCAUGGUACAGCUCUUUGUUUGAGUGGCAUUGUAAAAAUGGUGUUUUUCUUUUUGUGACUGCAUUUGCUUCUUGCUGUAUUCUUUUCUCUUCACACCCAUCCUGAAACAUUGUCCCUUCUGAGAGAAAAAAACAGUUAUAUUACUAUAUUACUUAGAUCAAUCUUUUAGAUAGCCUGUUCUUUCGUAAGUGUCCCAAUAUUGGUACCAGCUUUCAGAGGAGUUUUUGUUUAUUUGUUUCCUGAUGGCAACUUGGAAAAUGUUGUUUCUACAGAUGAGUUUUCCGUAUUUGCAGUGAAUUUAUUUAGUCACAGAGGUUAGAGGAAUUUAUGUGAACAUUUUAGAUGAUAUAUUAUGAACGAAUGAACAAGAAAAAUAUUUUUAAAAUGAUUAGAUACCUGUAUAAGUAAAAACUUAUUUCCAUUUCUUUCUGCAUUUCUUUCACUCUUAGGAAUAUGUGGUGGUGACUUGAACAUCAAUCAUUUAUGUGUGUAAUACUUCUGUAUAUUUUGUUCACAAAGUUUUAUGCUUCUAAUAAUGAAAACCGUUUGCUAUUUUUAACAUCAACUUUAAGUUGUGGAUAAUUAUACAUUCUCAUACUGUCAACAAAUGCUUAUUAUUUCUUAAAGGAGGAUAGUCAUUUGGAGUGAAUUUUCUAGUUAAGCUUGGGGCAUUUAAUACAAAACUGCAUAAUUGCAUUAUUUUACAAAAUGGUUUUAAAAUUAUGUACUCAAUUUUUCAUGGCGAGUAU
Messenger RNA from Stegostoma tigrinum, 4112 nucleotides. Its product is annotated as inactive ubiquitin thioesterase OTULINL-like. The coding region runs from base 65 to 1111 and encodes 348 amino acids. Gene Ontology annotation, molecular function: cysteine-type deubiquitinase activity. Gene Ontology annotation, biological process: protein linear deubiquitination. The record is from RefSeq and is a predicted model, not a curated record. Gene Ontology annotation, cellular component: cytoplasm. NCBI's taxonomy places the organism in Eukaryota, Metazoa, Chordata, Chondrichthyes, Orectolobiformes, Stegostomatidae. The transcript is spliced from 8 exons.